Messenger RNA from Porites evermanni, 3886 nucleotides. NCBI's taxonomy places the organism in Eukaryota, Metazoa, Cnidaria, Anthozoa, Scleractinia, Poritidae. The record is from the annotation of a GenBank genome assembly.
GAUAUCCACUCUGUGAAUAUCGACUCCAACCUGCCAUCAGCUGUAAAGCUAAGUCGAAGCGCUCGAGGCAUCAAGGCCACCAACAAAAGUAACAGUUCUCUAACUCCAGUGAUACGAAAACAAAUCACUAAAGCUGUCAACUCUGCAACACGUAAAGACUGCACCGAGAAAGGACGCCAGACAACUGUGAAGGGAUCUUGGGGACCUCAAGGAUCCCAAGGACCACCGGGGUCCCAAGGACCUGUGGGACCUAGAGGCCCUCAGGGAAAAUCAGGAACUCAAGGAACUCCGGGAAAUUCGGGACCUCAAGGACCUCCGGGUCCUCCAGGUCCUCCCGGGCCUCAAGGGCCCGCUGGAAUGAAGGGAGAUAAGGGGGAUCCCGGAGUAACAAGUUCGUUGACUCCAACUUACUUACAGCCAGUUAAGAACCAAUCAGAUGAUGUCAUUAAAGCCCCUGGGAUAUUAGUUCAGCCAACCUUCAGGACUGCCUUUUUAAACGAGUCAGCUACAUUUCGGUGCGCAGCAGACAAAAACGUUGACGCGACCAUCUCAUGGUCUAAAAAGGAUGGAUCUCUCCCCGUCGAAAGACAUUCCAUCAUCAAAGGAACACUGUUUAUCAAGAAUGUGGUCAUCAGUGACAAUGGCGUGUACAUCUGCACGAUUCGCGCUUACAAGGGGACCGCACAAGCUGCUGUCACACUUAAUGUGAAAGGUAAAAAAAAUAAACAAUGAAAAUAUGUUUUAAAGUCCUGCUGUGCACCAGUUCAACUGCAUGGGCAAUCCAGUCAGAUUGAUUUAGAAACAUUUAAAGAUUCCGCUUUUUAAUGACAAUAACUAAACAGAUUGCCACCUGCGACAACACAGCAAUUUUUAAUAGGAAGUUAGUGGGUGAUAGUAAGUACUUACGUAGUGCUAAAGUUCUGCUUUUGGUUUCAUACUCUUUUCUUGAUGUCAGCGGAAAGAUCCCCUGAAAAGAAAUUCGGAGAAUAUCUAUGUUUUAGUCAAAAUUACAGUCAUGGCUCGGGAUAUAUAAAUACUAACCUUUCUAAAACCACCAGAUCGCGAUACAAGCUGCAUCCUUUCUGCGGCGAGUUAUUAUCAAAAGUCAGGACCAAGUUAUUAUCUUACGGACGUGGUUAACAAUGCUUAUAACUUUGCACUCAGAGUCCUUUGAUACACUCCAACGAAGGGCUUGCACUCGAAGCGUAUUGUUUUUUAAUGUAUGACUUUCAUUUUUGCCCAUUACCUUAUUAACCCAUUCGCCACUAACCGCCCGUAACCGCCUGUGCGGAUCCACGUCCUUUCUACCCUUUGUGACGUCAUCAGUUUUAACGGUCAAGGACAACUUUGUCCCCUAACUUGUGCAGGGUUAAGAGAUCUUUCAAACCAUACCAGAAUGAGCACAAUUCAGUCAGGGACACCGGAGAAAGAGGCAAAAAACAAUGAAACAUUGACCUGAAAAUCUCCAUGAAAAUCUUGUUCCAUUGCUCACCUACCUAUCCUUUCACCUAAUCCUAAGAUCCUAAAAGCUUUCCUAAAAACUAUUCCCACCAAAAUGAAGCCUACUAGAUGCCCAGCAAGAGAAAAAAAAUGAGGUAAGAAAAGCGAAAAAAGAGGGGAGGAGAGAAAGCUAAAAGUAAAAGUCAAGACUGCUGUGUCACUUUUAAACCCAAAAAUUUUGCUUUCUGCGCAUGCCCGAACUUCGCAAGCUGAUAUUUUGCAUCUGGAUCAUAAGGCCGUGAAGUGUACGACCUGUAAACCGGUUUGUGGUAAGUUUUAGCUCUUUAUAGCAGGACAAUGACCAGUAAACCACUCGACUAGCUUCAAAACGCGUUUUUCGGCAAAAUCUCCAGGAGCGAAUGGGUUAACUCAGGUGAAAAAAAAAACACAGGACCAUUUUUGAUCUAGCAAACCGCUUAGUAUACCGGCGCUUCCUUCUAAGUUAGGAAAGCAGAAGUGAGGAGAACAGAAAUAAAAUCACAACAAGAAAAAACACAAACGUAAUGUCAUUGAAUAGUCUUGAAUGAAACUGAUCAUUUGCAGCUCUACCAGACAUUUCACUCGCUCCAGGGCCAAUCUACGCUGAAAGCGGAAAAGAUAUCAGUCUCCCUAAAUGCCAAGUUAUCGGAUAUCCUCCUGCGGUUAUAUCCUGGACAAAGCUUUUUGAUCAACAUCCAACUGGAAGAAUCGCUGUAGAUGGUCAAACCUUAAUAAUCAAGAAAGCAGAGAAGAAGGACGGAGGAACAUACAUCUGCACCGCUAGAAAUGCCAUGGGCACUUCGCACGCCAUGACAACUUUGAUCGUUAACGUGAUGCCGCAGUUCACCGUCAAGCCACCAAAGAAGAUAGAACGUUAUCAGGACAGUCAGUUACACAGAACUGUUCUGCAGAUGGACAGUCAGUACCUAACAUAACGUGGUCACGAUGCAAUGGAGAGUUGCCAAGGGGACGCACACAGGUGAAAGACGGACAGCUAAAGAUACGCAGCUUGAAGGUUGAAGACAGUGGCAUUUACAUCUGUUCUGCACGGAGUGGGCUGCUUCAGGUGGAUACCGAAGUACAACUGAUUGUUAAAACUGGUAAGAAGUGUUUUACAUUGCCUGCUAGUUUUGGGGUUUUCGAUUGAACUCAGUGAAAGCUAAGUAACUGUCUAACUGACUCGGGUUACAUUUACAGUCAAAUUCCUCUUAACGGACACCCGCUUAAUAUGGACACCUCAUUAUUAUGGACAGUUUGCUUUGUCCUUGGGAAAAGAAAACCCUUACAUUUUCUCUAAAUUCAACCCGCUUAAUACGGACACUUUCCAUGGCCCGUCAAUGUCCGCAUGAAAGGAGUUUGACUGUACUACAAAUCUAAUCAAUUUUAAGUGUCCUUGACUAAACACAAAUUUACUGUCAGUUGCACUACUUGCAUGUCGUACCAGUUGAAUAGGCCAGGCCGUCCUCCUGCCGGCAAAGAUCAACUCAACUUCGAUUAUAGGCAUGACAGUACACAAUUUUAGAUACCCCUAACUCAUCUGUUACCCGGUGAAUCUUCUGGACUGCCAUAAAGCAAUCGAACCUUCCGUAAGCAGAUACCGGCGACUAUAAAAUCAUCGGCUUUGGAGAGGUGUUCGUUUAAGGGAGUGCAAAAUGCAGUGUUUGCCUGACGCUGUGCCAUGACUAGCACUCUGCUUACGGGAGGGGUCCGUUAGCGCACGCUAUAUUCUUUCUAGUUUCAUAUCAUUCGUUAUUAUGUUGACAGAUUGAUUAAUGGAUAUAUUUUAUUGAUCAUGUCUGUAGCCCGAGAUUGUCAAGAACUGUUUUCUGCUGGAUUUAAAGAAAGUGGUGUGUAUACCGUCAACCCAACGAACAAAGCCAGUUUCGAAGUGUUCUGUGACAUGAAGACGGAUGGCGGAGGAUGGAAAGUCUUUCACAAGCGCUUUAAUGGGGCUUUGGACUUUUACAGGGGGUGGGAAGAGUACAAAAACGGCUUUGGUGACAUCAGAGGGGAGUUUUGGCUUGGGAACGAGAAGAUUCAUCAACUGAGGGAGAUUCCGAGUCAGCUGCGGGUGGAAAUUAAGACAAAAAACGAUGGUGACAAGUACGCGAAAUACAGCACUUUUACAGUCACUAACGAGGCAUCUAACUACUCGCUGUUUGUUGGGUUUUACUCUGGUACAGCUACGGAUCGACUGACUUAUCAUAAAGGCAUGGCUUUCAGUACUAAAGAUCGAGAUAAUGACGAAUAUGGUGAUAACUGUGUUGUAAGUUACAAGGGAGCAUGGUGGUAUGAUAGCUGUUAUUACUCAAACCUGAAUUCCAAUUAUGGUGACAAUGACUAUCACUGGCAAUGGGACUCACUCCUGGCUAGUGAAAUGAAAUUGAAACCCGCAAGGUCUAAAUGA